Molecule: messenger RNA, 2160 nt
Organism: Penicillium crustosum
Lineage: Eukaryota; Fungi; Ascomycota; Eurotiomycetes; Eurotiales; Aspergillaceae
Exons: 1
Coding region: 1-2160 (719 amino acids)
Source: RefSeq, a predicted model, not a curated record
AUGGACCAAGAGGAGGCUCCACCACCCCCGUACUCGGCCGUCGACCCAUUACUCGCACCAACGAAUAGCCGGAAUAACAACUCUUCUCAGACUCCAAUCCCUUCCGGGGUGAGUGUCUCUCCGCCGCAAGAUGCCAGUAGUUCUUGUGUUCCAACGCCGCCGACAGUCGUGCCGACACAUUUCAGAUCCGCCGCUGCGUACUUUGAGGAGCGGCUUCCGUCGGACCUAGACGAGAGCCGGGGUUUACUACAGCAUCAUAUGACAAUCUACCCCCGGAGCCAAGCCAAGGAUUUCCCAAGACGACCGCGGUGUUGGGCCUCGCGCUUAGAUGAGAUUACCCAGCAGGAUUGGGAUACCUUCCUAAAGUAUCUAUUUCCGCCGCAAUUGGGACUCGCUGCUUCCUCUCAACAUCUCCCACGCCAAUUACGAGCGGAAAUCAGACGAGACCGCAAGGAUCGCCCACAGGAGACCGAUGAGCAACGGAAGGCUCGAAUCGCCGCCGUCGUCACCGAAUGGAACGAAUGUUUUUUUGAGCUCCGCGCUACUCAGAUUGUCUUUGUCUACGUGGGCGAACCUGAUUCUGCGCCUUCGUCCGCUUUAUGUCCCCGAUGCUAUCCAGCGGCAACGGGUUCAAUAGAAGGCCAGCCAAUUCGAAAUUCAAAUGCGCCGUCGCCUGUCCCUGGGCAGCACGCUCCUUCCCCGAACCCCUGGUCGGUGCCACCUAUGUUCCACAAUCCCCAAGUACAUGUGCCCCCAUCUCCAUACGGUGUAUAUGGCGUUCCUCCAUACCCUCCCCCCAUAUCUCCUAACCAGCCACCUCAAUACUACCCUCAUCCUCCACAAGGCACAUGGCAAUGGAGCAACUGGAACUAUCCGCAGCCACAACCGCAGUAUCCCAAUAACGGCACUCAGAAGAGUGGAUCCCUUGGGUGGAUUUCACAAAUCGCAUCACAAGCGCAGAAAUAUGGAGAGCGUUUUAGCGAACAGGCAAUACAAUACGGAGACCAAAUCAGUGCACAGGCACAGCAUUAUGGACGGCAGGUCGAGGAGCAGGCCCUUGCACAUGGCCGCUGGAUCGAAGAACAGGCAAGGCUUCAUGGCCGGAAAGCACCAAUGGCUGGAUCUCAAUACGGUGGUGGCUACUACCCCCGGCCGGCCUGGGAUAACUCGCCACGUCCCACAGCCAGCACCCCAAUGACACCCACUCAAAGGCCCAGCCCCGUGACAAGUCCUAAUACGACGGGUCGGCCCGAGUCAAUCAACCAGGGCGAUAGCAACAAACCUAAGUCCCCAACAGAACAGCUUCUGAUAGAGCCUCCUACGGUGGAACGCACCAGACGAGCAUCAGUGAGCUCGGUAUCAUCCGAGUCCUCCUUCAGCUCAAUUGACUCCAUCUCGACAACAUCAGACCUAGACGUUACAGACCUUGCAACAGUGCGCACUCAGUUGGAACUUCUAGACGAUCGUCAUGAUCGGGUAUUAUACAAUGCCGCCGUCGAUCUCCGUCGGCAACUCUCUGUUCUGCAAGAGUCCCGUCGAGAAGCCAAGUUCUCCGGUAAAAAUAACUGGCGAGCCGGUUUCAACCAAAACCAACAAAGCAGUCAACAAUCUGGCGACGCCGACUGGGGUCGCUGGGACUCACCCCAGCAGCAGCAACGCAACUCAGUUGACAGACGUGCCAUGAAAGACGAAAUGCGCGCCACUAAGAAAGCGUUCCGGGACACACUGCGUCGAGCACGAGACGAGCAGCGCGAACGUCGACGCGCUCGACGCCGCCAGGUCCGCCAGGCUCGCGCCAAUGACGGCGAUAAGGCCAAACACGUGCAUGACCAGCCGCUAGACCAACAGCUUGGGACGUUGCGACUGGAAGAUUCCCGGCAGCCUAACCCGCCUUUGCCUGCACGUCCGGUCAGCACACAAACACAGCCUAGUCCGGUUUCUACACCGAAUGGCUCGAAUGUCGGCUUUGGAUUUGCUUCCAAUCCGCCUUCCCCUUCUGUCUCACGGCGGAGUACGCAGGACUCCAUACUUACAGGGGGCACAUCCGCCUCUGUGAAGCAAGGGAAGCCGGCUGAUACGUCGAGUCGGCUAAAGGACAUGCUGUUGUCGCGCAAGUCGAGGAAGCAACAGUCGAAAGAGGAUGAUGCAGGAAGUAAAUGA